Puccinia graminis f. sp. tritici CRL 75-36-700-3 is the source of this 468-nucleotide messenger RNA. RefSeq lists its product as uncharacterized. The coding region runs from base 1 to 468 and encodes 155 amino acids. The record is from RefSeq and is a predicted model, not a curated record. The transcript has 2 exons. NCBI's taxonomy places the organism in Eukaryota, Fungi, Basidiomycota, Pucciniomycetes, Pucciniales, Pucciniaceae.
AUGGGCGGAUAUCCCUUGGGAUACCCGGAUAUCCGCCAGGAUUUCAGGGGGAAGGGGGCAUCCGCAUCCGCUGGCGGGUAUCCGUUGGCACUGGCGGGUAUCCGCCAGCGGAUAACGGAUAUCCGCAACGGAUUAUCCGCGACCAUCUCUAAUAUCGACAACAAUGACUUGGAAGCCAGUAGAUCGGUCCUUGGAAACGUUUGUCUUGAAGGUCAAAAGGCAGCCAAACGGAAGCGAGCCGAGGAAGGUGCUAUCGAUAAGAUAGUUUUAAUGCAGAAAGAACUUGUUCAGAUUUCUCGUGACCGCUUGGCUUCAAUGAGAAGUGCGACCAAUGAUGAGGCAAAAGAGAAGGACAAAAAGGAGGAAAAGGAGGACGACGACGAGGAAGCCGAGGACAAGGAGGAUGAGGAAGAGGAGGAUGCCGAGGAAGAGGAGGAAGAGGUGGUUGUGGAGGAGGAGGUUGAGUGA